Pieris napi is the source of this 5278-nucleotide messenger RNA. RefSeq names its product protein pygopus-like. Lineage: Eukaryota; Metazoa; Arthropoda; Insecta; Lepidoptera; Pieridae. The transcript is spliced from 3 exons. The record is from RefSeq and is a predicted model, not a curated record. The coding region runs from base 598 to 2055 and encodes 485 amino acids.
CCCUAGCGGCAACUUUGUGACAAAAAAUACAUCGUGAAUGUGGCGUGUGUUGUUUGGUAUUUCGUGAUUCGUAAAUAAAAUGCCUUCAAUAGACUAGAAAUUAUUGUUGUAAGUGUAAUUCUUAAAAGGAAAACAAAAAUCUGUUCAGAAACCUUUUAGUGACGGAGCGAACUUUAGACUAAAAGUGUUAAUCGUUUGAUAUUUUAUCAUAUGUUGCACGCCUUUGGGGUCUCGAUGAAGACAAAAAAAUAAUCGGUAAUUCCGAUGCUAAAUAGAUAAUGCAGUAAGUUAUAUGUCAAUAUUUGGCAUUAAAUUACCGAAAUAGCCCUAUGACAACCAAUAAAAUUCCUCGAAGCAUUAAUUAAUGCAUAUAAAAUGAGAUGGUUCAUGAUCUUGUACUCUUUUUAUGAUAUCGUAAUCAUUGAUGCUCGUCGAACUCAAAUAUAUACAUGAAAUAGACACAAGCAGUCUUCCGGCAAGUUAUUGCGCUUUCUUGUGACAAUGGUGUGCCCUAUGUACAAUCGUAUUUUUUAAAUAAUUUUACAAAAUAUCUAAACUUCAUAAUGGUUGUCAGAGCUGUACCAGAAUAAAGCAAAUAUGAGUCACAACUUGGCUGGAAUGCCCUCCUACAGGUUGCAGGGUCCUGGUUUGGGCCCCCCAGAUUUCAAACCACCCAUGGAUACACCCACACCUCCUGCUCCUGCACCUAGUAAUCCCAAGAAGAGAAGAAAAACUUCAAAUGCCAACAAUGCCUUAACUACACAACAGACUCCACCUACUGUACAAGAUUUACUACCUCCUCCUUUGACAGGUUAUGGAGAUACAAUUGUUGCUUCAAACCCUUUUGAUGAUUCACCUUCAACUGUAUCACACAAUGGUCCUAUGAUGAGUCAAAAUGGACCUAUGAUGAAUCAAAAUGGCCCGAUGGGAAUGAUGGGACCUAUGCACAGUAUGGGAGGACCACCUAUGAGACACAUGAGCCCCUUGCCCCACAAUAUAAGUCCAAUGAAUCAACAAAUGCCACCUAGAGGAGGAAUCAGCCCCAUGGGUAACAUGAGCCCCAUGGGUCAUAUGGGUGGUAUGUCACCUAUGGGUGGUCCUAACAUGGGUAUGAGUAAUCACAGUAUGGGGCCUGGUAUGGGAGGAUCAAGGUCUAUGGGGAGUCCUAUGAGCCCAAUGAACUCUAUGCCAAUGGGUUCUCCUAUGUCAACAGGACCAAUGGGAAGUCCAAUGAACAUGGGUUCAAUGGCGGGUAGUCAUAUGAGUAACAGUCCAAUGGGUCCACCAAUGCAUAGUCCUUUAGGAGCAGGAUCUAUGAAUGGUCCUAUGAAUGGGCCCAUGGGUGGCGGAGGACCAAGUAUGAAUGUUCCCCGGAUGAAUGGGCCAAUGGGACCUAAUUGUUCUAAUGGUAGUAUGGGCCCAAGCAAUUCUAUUAUGUCUCCAAGUACUAUGCAAAAUAGUGGAAUGGGGCCUGGACAUUGUGGACCAAUGAGACAUGGUAGUCCAAUGGGCUCCGGAAUUGGCGGUGGGCCUAUGGGUGUUAAUGGUCCAAUGAACUCAAUGGGACCUGGGCCGCCAUAUUCUAAUAGCCAUAUGGGGCAUGGUGGGCCUAUGGGAAUGAGUGGAAGUGGUUCAAUGGGAAUGGGUCCUGGCCCAGGAAAUAUGGGUAAUUGUGGACCUUUGGCGGGCAUGAGUGGAAUGGCAAUGGGAGGACCAGGAAGUCAAGGACCCAUGGGGCAAGGAAUGGGUAUGUUUGGGCCUAAGCCAAUGCCAGUGAGUGCAGGGAAAGUGUAUCCACCGGAUCAACCCAUGGUCUUCAACCCACAGAAUCCAAAUGCACCACCUAUAUAUCCUUGUGGUGUUUGUCACAAAGAAGUACAUGAUAAUGAUCAGGCUAUUUUAUGUGAAUCUGGGUGCAAUUUUUGGUUUCACAGGGGAUGCACAGGUCUAACAGAGCCUGCUUUUCAGCUUUUGACAGCAGAAGUCUACGCGGAGUGGGUUUGUGACAAGUGCCUGCACUCUAAAAACAUACCUCUUGUAAAAUUUAAGCCAUAGCGAUGCGCCCUACCUUCGCCCGUCCUGCCACACCAUUGAGUAUGCUCAUUGCCACUCAUCACAAGUAUUUAUUUCACUUCAUCUAGUUUGUUUUUAAUCGUAAAUUAAAAAUGAAAUGGUUUAUAUGUUUUGGGUCCAUAUUCUAUAUAAAUUCUUAAACUAUGAGAGUUGCAAACCAUUUUUAAAUUAGGUUUUUGCAAUUCUCAAGGGUUAAGAUUUAUGAAUUUAGGCCAUAGAAGGAUCUCAUACUGGGUUUGUGGGUUUAAUUGUACCAACUUGGCAUUUUUACAUGAUCAUAGCAAUUACAAAUCGUGAAGUAUACACAAAUUGUAAGGUAAUACAUGUUAAAUGAUACAUACAAAAAGCAAUCUUAUGUGAUCUUUCAUUAGGAAGUAAACUAAAUCUGAUUUAAGCAAUAUUAUGAUGAUGCCAUUUUGUGGCUCAUGUGCGCUUUAGUCUGUGCAUAGUGUACAUAUAGUCUAAGAUUUAACUUCCGCCUUAUAAAAAUUGUGACUUAGUGUACUUUCAACAAUUAUAACAGUUUGCUCAGCAAAUAGUAAAGCUCAAUCUUAGUUUGAAAGUACAUGUACAAGUAUGUCUAGUGGCAGCAGGUUUUAUUAUGGAAUUUAAUGAUGUGCUUACACAAAUCAAAGAUUUUUGUAGUCAAAUAGCUUAGAUGAAAAUAUAAUAGUUAUAAUUAAACAGAAGCGGUAUUCUCUCGUUAUAAAUAGCUGGUGCUAUUUAAUCUCACAUUUAGGUCCACGCAUGUUAAGGCUUAAGUUAUAUUAAAACAUACUAAAAAGCACACCACUUUAUUUUCCUAUUUGCAGAACUCCAUCUAGUGAAGAUUAGACCCCAGGUCUUGAGUUUAAUAUGAAAAGACACAAUUUUUACUUUGUUUUUGUCUAUCUAUUCAAAAAAUUUACCAAGAACACUAUGGAAAAAUAAAAUCUCUGCCCCUAGAAGCACAAACCGAAUCACACACAAUAUGAGCUUUAAAUUAAGUCACCUUAUAUAGAAUUUUUCACCAGUUUAUUUCUAUAUGUAUAUGAGCAAUUAACUUAAAUUAAGACCCAUAGUCUAGACUGAGAGUUAAACUUUAAACCUGUAGGGCUAUAUGCUAUUUAAGUGAUCUACUGUCUUUAUCAUUUGAUGUAAUCAAAAUAUUUGGUUUUGUUUAACUUAUUGACUUAAUUAUAGAAGUCAUGGGGAGUAAGAUUUCUUAUAAAUAUCUGUUCAUUUUCCCAGUAAACUAUAAAGUCCUUACUAAGAUAAUCGGUACUUCUGAUGUUAUUCUAAAAAGCCUUUUAUGGGAAAUAUGGAUAGUUGUCAUCUAAAACAAGCAAUAGCAGUGUAGCCUAAUAGGUUGUAUUUCCCAUUAUUAAAGAUGGUUUACUCUUGAUAAUGCGAAUAAUGUUUAAUUAUCGAAUUGAAAUAGGGCUUGAAUACAUUUUAAAAUGUGGGUUUUAAUUUUGCGAUUGGAUUUUAAUCAAAAAUCAUACAUACACUAUCAUAUAAAUUAUUUGAUGGUGAACUUAAAAGGCUUUAUUAUCCAAGCGGAAAGAUUUCAGAUUAAAAUUGAACUAUAUUUUAAAUUAUUAUUUGUAUUUUGGCAUUUUUACCAAUUAUUUAAUACUAACUACCUCCUUUGUAAACAUACUUUAAGCUGAAUAUAGACUAUUUUGCAAAUACAGUGUAUUAAAAAAAAACCGUCUUUACUAAGACUCAGACUAAAGCUUAUAGUACGCUUAUAAUAAGGCCAUAAAUGUUUUUAAAUUCAUCAAUAUAUUUAUAAUAAAAUUUCAUAUAGUUUGUAAGUCAAGUCUUUCCGCUGUGAAAUGUAUCAAAAUAAACAACCCAGUGCUAGGCAAGUCAUGUACUUAUUAUUUGGUGCCCUUAUUUGCAUGUAAUAUUAGCGCGUUAAUGAAAUUGUACAUACUAUAAUGAAUCCAUACGCUUUCUUAAUUAUAGGAGUGUUAAAAUGUGUUUGUCAAUUUUUUAACUUUUGAAGAUUUUUUAAGGAUAAAUUGUAAAAUAAGUUGUGUAAAUAACAUAAUAGCGAGUAGAUAAUGAGAUUAUAUAAAUUCGAUUGACUUUGGGUACACGCGGCUGUGAAUUGUAAGUGCGUGAUUUACGCCGUCUAACCCUCUGAUGUCAAUCUUCGAAUCUUUCUAUCGUAUGUGAAUAAUGCCUUAUUUUAAGAUUAUUUAAUGUUUUAUAUCGUGUAUUAAUAUGUUUUAAAUUGGGACAUUUCAUUUUAAUUUUCAAAACAGUUUGAGCAUAUUAUGUUCUACCUUGUGCCAUUUUCCUAUAAUCCGAUAAUUAAAAUAGAGCAACUGAACCAAGCAGCUUUUACUUAUUUGCGAAUAAUAAUUUAUUGAUAGGUUGUGAAAUUUAUUUACUAUAUGGAUUUAUGUUUCAGAUAACUUUAAUAUGCUCACCUCGGUAUGAUUGGGAAGCAUGAAUGAGUUACUUUAUGUUGUUCAUAUUUGUAUCAUGUAAAUUUGGUCUGACCCUAAUCCAAUUAAAUAUUGACUUUAUUUACUUGUAAAAAAAUACCGCAGUGUAACGUCAUAUAUUUGUUUUAUGCAUUAAAAAAAUAUAGGAUUGCAGCAUUAUCUGUAUGAGAUUACAUGAUUAUUUUAUUUAUCAAAACCAUGACAUUAUUUUUAAUCGCGACUCACGUUUGAGGAAUAAGUAUUAUUAUAUACACUUUUAUACAAUUUCUAACCAUCUACAUACUAUUAAUAUCGUUGUAAAUGUUUUACCUUUAACAUUGUAAUGGAUUGGCCUGGUUUUACAUAAAUUUUAGUUUAUAUAAUAAUUUUUAAAAGAAAUGGCCAUCAAGAAAAAAAUACUAGUAGUUAAAGUCGCCUAGUUUAGCUGCCGAAUUAAACUCAUGUAAAUAAUAUGAACUAUGAAGCCACUUGUACAGUUACAUUAUUUAGAUUUAUAUAUCUAGUGUAAUGUGGCCAUUAAUGUAAAAUUAUUUAAGUACGUGAGAGCAUCACAAUUAUUAUUUACGGGAGACUGCUGCUAUGUACAUAAAUUAUAUACUUAUGUUGAAAUAACUUUACAGUCGUCAUGUUGUGAUGAAAGAACACGUUGUAAUUCUGAAUAUUUUAUAAAGUCAAAAUAGAAUUAAGUCAGUGGUCUUAAACUUGUGCAUAGUUUAUUUUGUAUUAUGUGAAUAAUAACAAGCAAUAAUAAAAUUGUUAGUGAA